AUGGAUGUGCUGUUCAACAGACCUAAGAUCGACGACUUCCAAACACUUGGUAUAGCGCCGUACACUCAACCUUGGCAGGAAGGAAAAAUAAUCUCCUCAUUUGAGCGCGUACCGAAUGUAUUCGGAAGGCUGGCAUAUACAGGGAGAAUCUUGAAUAUAGAUAUUGAGACAAAAAAGAUUGUUUAUACGCGACCACAGAGCUGCCCAUUUCAAGCAAAGAAUGACCGAGAGAUCUAUGCAGCGUUGAAGGCACCACGAUUAAUGAAGCAAAUCUAUCGAAAUGGUCGUUUGUGGAUUAUUGCUGAGUCCAUGGCUCAUCUCGGAGUAGCCGUGAGCAUCUGGACCAUUGUUAAUCAAAAGUGGCAGUACGUCAUGGAAAUUAGAGCGAACUAUCGUGACGUCACCAUGGAUGUUACGGAAAACGACAUGGCAGUUAUUCUCAUAAAAGAACCAUUGUUAGAUGACUUAUACCCACAAGUUCAAGUCAAAAGUCUACUUAUGCUACGAUUAGGGUAAGU
Strongylus vulgaris is the source of this 518-nucleotide messenger RNA. NCBI's taxonomy places the organism in Eukaryota, Metazoa, Nematoda, Chromadorea, Rhabditida, Strongylidae. The record is from the annotation of a GenBank genome assembly.